Chilo suppressalis (striped riceborer) is the source of this 1028-nucleotide messenger RNA. The record is from the annotation of a GenBank genome assembly. Lineage: Eukaryota; Metazoa; Arthropoda; Insecta; Lepidoptera; Crambidae.
UUGUUUAAUUGCUUAUUAAAAUUAAAUAAUAUAAUGGGAAAGCUAUUUAUUGUUCUUUUAUCUUUUGCUUUUGUUUUGGUUGGAAUUCUAUACAGAGAUUCACUUCAAAUUUACUUUAAUAAUUUUAUACAAAACAGUAAGAACUUUUCCCAAGGAAAGUCUAUUUACACUCCAGAGCAGUUAUCUAAAUUUAAUGGAGUUAGUGGUAAUCGGAUGUACUUAGCUAUACUCGGCACUAUAUUUGAUGUCAGUAAAGGAAUAAAACAUUAUGGAGAUGGCUCACCAUAUAAUUAUUUUGUUGGAAAAGAUGGUUCACGAGCAUUUACUACGGGUGAUUUUAAGGAUGAAAGUACUAAUAAGGAUCACAUCUUGGACUUGACUUGUGAUGAAUUAUUGGUAUUGCUAAACUGGAAAAAAACAAUGAAAGAAAAAUAUAGAUAUGUUGGUAAAGUUAUUGGAAGAUAUUUUGACCAUAAUGGAAAGGAAACAGAAUAUAUGAAUCAAUUUAACGAUAGGAUAGAUCUUUGUAAACAACAGAAGGAAAAAGCUAAGCAAGAGGAACAGAAAUAUCCUCCAUGUAACAUAUCCUGGAGUGCUGAGGAGGGCACUACUGUCUGGUGUACUAAAUCAAGUGGUGGGAUAACAAGAAGCUGGACUGGUGUACCUAGACAGCUUUAUACACCAGGAAAAGAUAAACCACACUGUGUUUGUGUCAAUAUAACAAAUAAUAGUCAAGCAGCAUUAUUCAAAGAAUAUGAUAAUUGUUCUAGUACUUCUACAUUAUGUCAUAUCAGAGACUGAAAUAUGUACAUACUUAACUGUUAUUGAUUGGACUAUGAAGUUGUGAUAUUGUUGAAAUUGUUAACUGGUUGUUUGGAUUAACUAGACCAUUAAUAUAUGUGUCAUGCAAGUGCAGUAUUGUGUAAAAAAUAUUAUUUUAUAUUGUAUUCUUUAUAACUGUAGACCUAGCAAUAGUGUUUUAUUAAUUAAGUAUUGUUUUAGUAAACUUAAUAAGAACUGUACAUUCC